GAUAACUAUCUGUUACUAUCUUGAUUAAUCUCUCUAUCGGCAAAAUGUCUUACUCGCCAGUUCCAAACUCCAACAACAACUUACUCUCGGAGGAAGAGUCAGCAACAUGGGGACCCGAUGAGAAGGUGAAGAUAAAGAGGUUUCCGUCGUGGUGGAAAGUGAUACUAUACUCUCUACUUACUGCGGUCAUCUUUGCCUUCGGGGGCCUAGCGGGCUACAAUUGGAGUGACAGGGACGGACUAUGCAGUCACCACGUUUCUCAAUACUCUCCUCUCUUUAAAGAUGUCGAUGUGGAAUAUCAUGUUGAGCAAUUUAACGGCGAAUUCAUCAAGCAAAAUAUCUAUCGCCAAGAUGCCAGCCCCGAGGUCGAUGCCGCAUGGGAAGCGCUCGGAACGGACUACCGUCCGCUAAGGGUGCCACCAGAGAAUGGUGAAAAAUCAGGAAUUUCUCCUGAUCAAGUGAAGAUAAAUGAUGAAUAUGGCGGCGGCUAUCCUGCGAACCUGGAGGGGUUGCACCAUCUCCACUGCCUGAAUCUUCUUCGCAAAUCUCUCUACUACAACUUCGACUACUAUCACGAGCGCGGCGAAGGCGCCUUUGUCAAUGCAGACCACGUCAUCCGCAUCCAUGUUUCCCACUGUUUGGAUAUCCUACGUCAACAGCUCAUGUGCACGGUGGACACCGGUGUGUUGGGCCAGGUAUGGGUCUUUCCCGACAAACCGACCCCGUUUGUGGACUUCAACACCAAACAUAAAUGCAAGAACUUCGACGCCAUUCGCCAAUGGGCAGAAGACAAUCAGUUACCGGAGCAGCCUCCGCCGAACUUCAUCCAGCAGGCUCCCAAGAAAGGAGAGAAGGUUUAUAAGGAGAUUCCUUGAAUGGAUGAUUUUGGUUUUAUUUUCACGGGCCAACUGAAGAAAUGAGCAUGUAAUAUAGUGUCUUUAGUGUGCUUGUUCUCAGUAAAGGCAGCAAUGAAAUUACUAAU
Molecule: messenger RNA, 982 nt
Organism: Aspergillus steynii IBT 23096
Lineage: Eukaryota; Fungi; Ascomycota; Eurotiomycetes; Eurotiales; Aspergillaceae
Product: oxidase ustYa family protein
Exons: 5
Coding region: 45-875 (276 amino acids)
Biological process (GO): mycotoxin biosynthetic process
Source: RefSeq, a predicted model, not a curated record